This is a messenger RNA of Cantharellus anzutake, 1430 nucleotides long. RefSeq names its product chromatin remodelling complex Rsc7/Swp82 subunit-domain-containing protein. The transcript has 4 exons. The record is from RefSeq and is a predicted model, not a curated record. Bases 201 to 1430 code for a protein of 409 amino acids. NCBI's taxonomy places the organism in Eukaryota, Fungi, Basidiomycota, Agaricomycetes, Cantharellales, Hydnaceae.
AAAGCUGCCGAUGAUGACGAUCCGGAUCCAGACGUUGGUGAGGACAGUGCUGCAGGAGAUGAUGAUGGUGAGUCAGAGAAACUUUGCUUACUUGCUUCUACGUUUCUUCUUCUUAUGGCUCCUCAGUGCCCAAUUUUCCCGUCGGAACAUCAUACCGAAAGGUCAAGGGAAAAUACUACAUUUUCGAGGAGGAUGAAUUAAUGACAGAAGAUGACCCCAAAGGAGAUACAAAAAUUGAUAAAUUGGGGAAUCUUUUAGGAGGCAUGCUCCUUUGUCGCAUUUUCAAAGCACCAGCAUUCAAGAGCCCAUGGCGGUCAAAUCCCGAGAAACAGUACAUGCUGUCUAUCGACGCUGCCCGAACUUCUGGCUUCCGGGAUUCAUUGUACUACUUCAGACGGAAUCCGACUGUUGUAAAACUCACCCUCUCCCAAGCCGAAAAAGAGCAUCUCAUUUCUCUUGGACGUUUGUCCAACAACCUCAAGUCCAGAAGUGUCACUAUGAUAGCUGUGCGAAGUGCAUUCAAAGUGCAUGGAUCAAAAAUGAUUAAGGGCGAGUAUGUAUCCCUUACCUGCGAUGGACGCUGGGUUACUGACGACUACUACGAGGAUGCUGCACGAGAGGACUGCACUGCCAAAGGCAUCACUCCCGGGGAUCCGGUUGGCGACCUGCCAGACCCUAACCUUUACCCAAUGGGCGACAUCAACCAACCUAUUCGCACACAUGCACAACAGUUCGCACAAGGUGCAGCGAAUGCCAACACUCAAAACGCGUACGGCUCAACUGGUGUAUAUCGCACUGGUGGCCCGACAACACACUUCGGAGGGGCUGGUCUUGGACCUUUUGAUGAUCGAUAUUAUUUGAGCCUCUCCGCUAACACGAGUAUGGUGGGGGCGUCCACUUCGGGGCUGGGUACGACUGGGGGCGCCGCCAGGAGAUCCACUCUCCUGCGUGAAGGAGUGGGUGAGGAGAACUGGAUUUGGAAGGUGGCACUUAUGGUACACGAGUCCAAUGAUCAAUACGGCGCUCUUCGACGUUCGCGUCUUCGGGGGGCUGCCCUGAGUUUAGAUCCUCCACCCCAGAGGGAAGAUUCCUUUGGCGAAGCACAGCUUGCGGUCGUGGACGGUGGAUUGGAGGAGACAAUUCAAGCAGCUCGGGAGAUUGAUCAUUUUGGGGAAACUGAAAUGGUGGAUGCUGAUCCACAGAUCGUUCAACAUCUUGCGAGGAAACGUCAACGACUUGACGGGGAGAACGUUGGGCUUGGGAUGUACGAGCCUCAUACCGACAUGUUCCUAUACCGUGCAGAUACGCAGCCCACAAAAGCUCGAAUGGAGCAAGUAAUAGGGGAACCAUCAAUAUUAGGUGGAAGGCGUGUUGGUGGGCUUGCAUGGGGAGUACUGAAAGUUGAUGCAGUGAUGGAAACUCCGACGUGA